AUGCUGCUCCCAUCCGCAUUCUCGUGCGAUGGCGCCUUCCAGCCUCAGUCAAGACCUCACAGACCUAAGCUCCCGUCCUUCGGCGCAUACGAUCCUCGGUACUCUACAAAAGCGCGCCCGAGUCCUCUAUCCUCGAGUUGUCGCGCACUGCAGGCCAUUCUAGGAGCCCCUGGUGCAAUCCAGCACACACGAUCAGAUCAGCCUCUCGAAUUAGGCAAUCCCUUUGCGCCCUCAGAAGAACCCACUCCUUCCGGAGAAACGCAAACACCACCCAGACGCGCGAAUAAGCGACGGCGCAGUGAUUUCGAACAGGACAUGAUUCCGCAAUCAUCUGGAGAUGUGCUCAUGGGAGAUUGUCAGCGCACACCUCAGCAAAUUCGCACUCCAAAAAGACGGCGGAAGGUCCCUCUGUCCAUGCCAUUGGGUCUCUCGGCAGAUGAUUUCCGCGCACUUGACACACCUGUGGAAGAGGAGGUGAAGCUCGACAUGCCCAUGAUCAGUCCUCAUGCCCUCAUGCCCUCAGACCAGGAUUCGGCAUACGGAUCAUCUCCACCAGUGGAAGACGCAGAAUGGACCGAAGACGAUGACCGACUGUUGGUAGAAACAGUGCUCGAGAAGCUGAAACUGUCAAAACGCGAUUGGAAUGACUGCGCAAGGAAACUGGGCAAGGAUAGAGACAGCCUUGGAAGAAGGUGGAGCUUGCUAGUGGGAGAAGGUAAUGUUGGCUUGAGAAGAGGUGGGAGAGUCUCAAGAACAAAUUUGGACAUUUCGAGUUGGUGA
Messenger RNA from Cladophialophora psammophila CBS 110553, 780 nucleotides. RefSeq lists its product as uncharacterized. NCBI's taxonomy places the organism in Eukaryota, Fungi, Ascomycota, Eurotiomycetes, Chaetothyriales, Herpotrichiellaceae. The coding region runs from base 1 to 780 and encodes 259 amino acids. The transcript has a single exon. The record is from RefSeq and is a predicted model, not a curated record.